GAACUCCACACGUUUUGUGUGGGGCACUGAAUAAUUUCUGCUGCAGCAGUUACGUACUUUGGGUUUUGUGAGCCUGUGACUGUUCAUUUAUUGGUUGAGAAUCUUCAGAUUCAUGCUUUAUAGCUCCAUGAAAUGAAAUCGAGCAUUCACUUCCACUUUGCAAAAAAAAAAAAAACCCAUUUUUAAUUGCUCUCUCUCUCUCUCUCUCUCUCUCUCUCUCUCUCUCUUAAUGGCCCUCUGUUUCUUUCCCAUAAAUUGGGUGUCUCUCCUGUUUCUUUUCUUGGCCUUGAUUUUCAAUCUCACUUCCUUCCUCAUCCCUCGUUCCGAGUCUCUGUUUCUUCAGAAAAUCCCUGAAAGUGAAGGGCUUUGGAUAGCAUGUCAUGGGCUGCCCAUGGGACAAUCGAGAGAUGUUUGAAAGGUAUGUGUAUGAUUACUUGAUGAAAAAUGGUAAGGGUGAAAUUGCAGAGAUCUUCAGGUGUGAGGCUAAUCUCCCCUUCGAUCCUAUGUCUCCUCCUGGAGGGGAUAGGGGAAGGGGUGCUGCAAUUCGCAGCUAUAAGACUCGAACCCGACACUUCGGUUCAAAUCCUCAGUACCCAAAAAUCGAUUGAUGUUCCUGACGGUUUUCUCCACGAAUGGUGGUUGAUAUUUCAUGAAAUAUUUAAAGGAUGGCAACAAAAUAAUUCAAACAAUAACCAAGGUUCCUCCAACAUGGCCAAAGAAAUGGUCAAUGUGAAGAUUCAACAAGGCAAUCCUUCCCAAUCCAGAGAGCAGGAGAUGAAUGAAGAAAUGAUUAGGGAGCUGACUGGUAGUAGUGAUUUCGCAUUGACCAUAGUGGACAACCCAAUACCACUGGAAAGUGGGCAAACUUCUCAAGGUUUGACAUUUCAACCUCAACAAACAUCAUUGGCAGACUCAAAGAGAUACUGUCAGCCGGUUGACCUUUCAGAUAUAAUCGCUCUACGAGUGAGUUCCUCAAGUUGUGAAACACUGGAAACGAAAAAGGUUGCACUUGCUGAGAGUGGAAGAAAAAGCAAGAAUUCUACUGGCUCUGGAUACGGAAGUAAUAGUGUGCCAGUAGCUGCUGAUUGUCCUUCAGAAACUUCUUCACCAAUUUGCAAGUCUUUCGAUAAAUUAUCUCAUUCACCUGAUAGUGGCAAUAAAGAUGAGGGAAAGACUUCUUCAAGCGAUUCACGAACAAAUCAUGCAACUGCUGACACUAAAACUUCGAAGGUUAAAGGUUCCAGACACUUUUGAUGCAACGCUAGGUUUCAUACUUCAAUAAGUAUUAGGAAUAAUUCUUGCUGCAAACAAGGCUGGUCUUGAACUAUAGACAUUUAUGGCACUUCAAUAAAGAUUGAGCAUUACACUUUGUGUUUCUUGCACCACCUCCCAUUUAAAAGUUCUACCGAAUUUUAUAAUUUUCCUGUUAGUUACUUUUCCAUAAUUUCUCGUUUUCUCUUCUUAUCAUGGGAAGUACAAAAUAUUUUGAAUAUGAUAUCUCAAAUACCCGAACUCAUGCCAAUGUUCUCGUGUCGUUGACAAUAUUGUUGCUUUCUGGGCUUGUCCAUUAAUGUGAUAUAUAUAUCUCACAUAGUUUCAAUUUGAUUUUUAUGCUUUGUGGGCAAUGAGUGUCCAUAAAAUGCUCGAUCUUGCUAUAAGAUAUCAACAUCUAGGAAAGCGAUUUCCACUUGGGUGGGGGGGUGGGGUGGUUUAAUCAUUGGAAUAUAUUGUCUUUAUAGUUGUAGAUGGAGUAUAUUGUUAGAAACAUCUUUAACCGUUGAAAAAACGAAUGUGUGCCUUGAUUAAUUGGAUACUAAUGGGCAAUAUACAUUUGCAUAACAAUUCAGAUAUUCAUUCCUUUAGUGAAUUGAUGGUAACAAUUUCAAGAAAAAAAAGGUAAAAAAGGCAUCUUAGUGAAUUGAUUUGAUCAGAAUGCGCUCAAUAACUCGAAAGGAGUCCACAAUCAUACAUGUAAAAAAAAUUAGUUGUGAGAUUUUGAAGCUGAUAUUUCAUGAUCGCCAAGAUGUUAUUUUUUAGGUGGUGGCACAUUAUGUAGGUUUCGACCUUCAACUUACAACAUUGAAGGUUUGAUCUUUUGUUUUUAACAAUAGACACUCCACUUGCAUUGAUGUCUCUUAGUAAAGUGCUAAAUUGGUGACUUGCAUUUGUUACAACUUCUCGUUUGACAUUAAUGUAUUAUGUUUUCCUUUUCUGGAAAUCUACUUUUAGGCUUCUACAAACUUCUUAUUCUCUGUUGAAGCUGUUGUGAAAUGUUCGAGUCCAGCCAGUCAUGGAAUCCUAUGGAGUGUUAGAUUUGCUUUGAUAACAUCACAUGAUGGUUCUCCCUUGACAAUUUUGAAGGGUUUCACUAGCCAGUGAAGAUCAUAGUAUGAAUUGAAUAAAGUCUCUUUGCUAAAUUUCCUUGUGCGUGCACGAGCCAUCAUUCUCUGAUAACCAAUAAUCUUCAGCUUGUGUCGCACAGCGCGGGAGUGGGGUGUGGGAAUCCUUUUCUAAGUCGGGUUCUGUAAUCAUGUUAAAAGAACUUUUGGACAAGAGCUGAGAGUUGCAUUUAAUGGAAAACAUGCCCGCUUGUAUGGGAAUCGUUGAAAACCAUAAAGAUAACAGGUGAAUCUCAUCAGGAAAAAUACUUGGUUAAGGGAAACUUUUGAACGGUAUCAGAACCGAGCCUUUAUAUAAUUGAAGCUGCACUUGGUUAUAGGUUUGAACUAGGAUGAUCAGCAGACGAGUUGGGGUUAGGGGUGAGAUGCCACCCUAAUACAGUUCUAUCUUGUUUUCCUUCAAAGUGUAUCAAUAUGGCUUUACACAACAUCCAGUGCAAAUCUUUUUAUGACACAAUUGAGGCAAACUUUGAAUCACCUAAAAGGUUGCACCCGUGCUUAGCAGCUCAGCAGAAGCGUGCUUUUGCACCCAAUAUGACGAACACAACUAGAAACAUAAAACACAAAACUAAUGCAAACUACAUUGCAUUACAGAAUGUGAUCACACCAGAAUCAGUAGUCAGUGCCUAAUCUUUUUUUUCUUGUGUCUCGUGCUGUCUUAAAUGGGGUAAAAACACUGUGUUCUCUCAUAUUGAUUUGUUUACCCAUGCCAGAAGGAACCUCAUUAUGCUUGGAAUUCGUCCUUUUUUGUUGCUGGAGUCAUCAAAGGAUUAAUUAUGCUUGGAUUCGUCCUUUUUGGUUGCUGGAGGAGUCAUAGACAGAACAUUCAACCAUUGAAGGGUUGCCCAUUUCUGCUAUGAAAAGUUGGUAUUGAUCUCCAAGAAUGAAACCAAGUGGUGAGCAAAAUGCAAUGGUGAAUCCCUUGUGUCUACCCAGACCUCUUACCCAGCAAGUGUGCAGGACUAUUUUCUGCUGCUGACCGAGAUCAUAGAUUUAAUGUUUUGAGCUAUGUUUAUGUUGCCAUUCAUGCUGUGAGAGGUACUUCAAACCUUGUCCUGCAUUUGGUUGUGAGUCUCGUGACAAACCUGAAUUUCAUGGUCAGGGACUUCUAGAGACACGUGAUUUGGCUUUCCCUGGCAUUCUCCGCACAAUUUUGUAUCUUUUGCUUAUUUUCUUCAUUUAUGUUGGGUUAUUCAUAAUCUCUCGCCACAGGUAGUUAGCAGACUAUGCAUCAAUUUGUGAGUAAGUACUUCAUCCGGUACCAGAUUGGAGUUGUCUCUUAUAUCUGGCUUUAGCGAGGCAAAUUCUGUUAUAGCGACUCCAUACCGACAGGAUGCAUCUAAAGUUUGUGUUAUAUCCCGAUGCCAAAGGUAAAAUACAACAGCAUUGCAAACUCAUGAAUAACUUUACAUUUCGUCAAGUUUGCAUCAAGCACAUAGUUGUGUCAUUUAUGCAUUCGUGUGUGACAAAUUUGGACAGCUUGUGCCAGAUUUAGUGUUGUAAUGUUCUGCAUGUAUUUUCUGAAUUUAAAGUUUUGUAACCGGUGCAGGUAGUAUUACGUGAGUGAUUUGAGGCAUAGACUCGAUCAGGACCAAGUGAUGUGAACAACUAAAGCCGACUUUUUUUAACCUUGCGGAUCAAAUUCAUCCUAACUCACCUCUGAAUGACUCUUUUUUUCAGCUAACAGGCGAAUAAAUCGUAACAGGCGUGCCGCAUCAGAAACAGGUGAUUUUCACAGUUCGAUGCCAACUUGUUGGUAGCUGAACAAGUAAUCAUCUUCACAUUCCGUCAAAGGUACAAGCAACAAACUUUAUUUCAGCCCCCAUCGUUAUGCAGUUUUACCACGUACCAAUAGCAUGGUCGAGUUGGAAUCUUCCUGAUAAAUUCGUAGCUCACAUUCCUUCAGACGAAAUGAUCAACUGUUGCAGUGACUGAUCAAAUGUUGUGUUCUUCAACCGGGUAAUACCUUAGCUGGAUGUUGGUCUGCAGAGAUUUACUGUCUUAUAUGUCGGUUCAUAUUGACCAUAAGUUUGGCAAAAGCAAAAAAAAAAAAAGGAUUUAGUCUACAGUUCAUUUUGUAGAGUCACUUUUAACCUCUACGACGUCUACGUACAAGUGAGAAUGUAGAUCCAAUUGAUGAACUUAACAUACUAAAUCAGAUUACUUGGAGCUCCCUAAUCCUUUCUAAUGACAAAUUGUUACAUUUCCUUAAGUUGGUCUGAGAACUGUGAUGAGAACAAAAGGUGCUAUCGAUGGGCAGAUGGAUAUUGUUCAAAAGUUUGUCUCUGCUGCAUUGUUUUAAGGUUUCUUUUCCAUGGUACUUGACACUAUUGAGUUUAACAUAGGCCUACCAGGUUUUUAGGUAGAGAAUUAGAGAUAAAACUUUUUGCUCUAUCUCCGAAUACCCAUUCACUCAAUACUGAUCUGCUUUCAUUUCCACUUUCCCUAAGGGAACCCAGAUUUUUUCGUGCAUAUGAGUUAUUUUCUUGUAUCUGUACAAUUAGCCAGAGGGUAUCAAUAUAUGUAAAAAAAAAUUACUUUUAUUAUAUUCAUCGCAUGCCCAGUACAUCUUGAGGGGAGAACAAGAAAACAGCACAUAAGAACACAGCCUACAACUCCAUGGAAACACAUCCCACAUCAAGUCCAGAUGAAACACAGAGAAACUGAACAACACAGCUGCUGGUUUUAAGAUAACAUCAUUCACUUCGUAUCCCUCAAUUCUAAUUGUCGCUCCUCUUCGGCUUGUCAGAGGCAAAUGCAACCUGUGAAAAAUAAAAGCAUGGAUGUAUUGAGUGAGACCUGUGUGGAACUCCUCCUUGAAAAGACUAAGGUAAUUAAAUUCCUUAUAAGGUGAUCAUUCUGGUUUUACCAUGUCAUUAGCCGCCGGAAUCCAGUCGUUAGUCGCCGGAUUUCCGUGACAAGGGCCGUGACAGUCUGUAGCAGCAUCAGGAGCUAGGUUGAAGCUCAUGCCAUUUUCAUUCUCCACUUUGAUGAACCCUGUCCCGGUCUAGAAUAAAGCACAAAAGUUAACCAAAUCACAAAUGUAUAUGGGUUUUUUAAAGCUUCUAUUUUCCUUGGUUGAAUUUCAAAGUAACUACUGAAGUGUUGUUAAGGGAAGUUUCUGGGGUGGGAAAAUUACAGUGUGGUGGUGCUUGUCAACGCAAUUGAGAUCUUUGUAGUAUUCUGUUUCCACAAACUCUUCCCUCACCUCACUUCCAUUGUAGACCAGUUUCUGCGAGAGAAACACAUUAGGCAAAAACCGUAAAUGCAGGGAUAAACUAGACAUGAGUUGCGGGCAUGAAUAUGGCAAAAUCAAACCUUGAAAACAAGUGUGUGGUUUUUUUUAAUCCGCACACCUUGAAAACAAGUUCUACAAAACUCACUAGUGUACCCUUUACGGAGGCGUUGAGGGUCCAUUUGGUAAUCCCUGUAGUAGCUGAUCAUAGGCUUAAUUCUUGUACGAAUUUUUUCUUAUUUUGCGCCUUGUACACACAAUAAACAAACAAGGUAAGUGUACCAAACAUGCUUGCUUGCUUCCAAGUUUGCCUUCUGAAUUCGAGACUAGCCCACACAGUUUAAAGUGGUCGCUGGUACUAAACUGUAAACUUGAAAAUCUUGCAUUCAACUAUCGUGGGAAACUCUCUUCUCACGUGCGCAGGUCUAGAGGAGCUCUUGCAUAAUUGCAUUCUCAUUUUGGGUUCUCCUUCUAGGACUACUUUACCUCGAGCAAUCAAAAAAUCACUACCCUUUGUAAUUAUUAAAAAUCCUAGGCAACAUGAUUAAAAAAAAAAAAACACUUCAGACUAUACCUGCAAACAAACAUUGUUACUCUGGGAAAUCUAUUUGGCACGUAUCAUCCAAACACUUCCACAUAUUCAUAAUCUAAUGUUAAUCAUAUUCUCACGUGCGUAGGUCUAUUGAUUAGGGGUUUUUUUUUCCAAGCGGGUAUACAUAAGUGGGGGUUAGGGGUAGGGGUAGUUAGUAAGUUUGUCCAUCUGGGUCCAAAGGCCGUUCACAGCCUUGAACAACAAACGCUUGGCGGGGCUCAAGCCCCGAACCCUGGGGCAUCCCACAAGGGAAGGACCAAGAAAUACCAUUAGGCUACAAGUCCUUUGAUCUAUUGAUUAGGUUUGCACGCCCCUAAUUGUUGCUAAGGUAAAUAUAGUGGCUCAAGAUCUACACUGGAAUCUAAAACAUGUAGCCUUGACAAGGUCAAAAAGGUAAAAAAAUUGACGAUUCCAAAAGUCAUGAGAGAGAAAGUAUCCUAUUCUAAUUGUGAUGUUUCUGUCUGAUUGGAA
This is a messenger RNA of Rhododendron vialii, 6697 nucleotides long. RefSeq lists its product as uncharacterized. Lineage: Eukaryota; Viridiplantae; Streptophyta; Magnoliopsida; Ericales; Ericaceae. Gene Ontology annotation, molecular function: transcription corepressor activity; protein binding. The coding region runs from base 445 to 1254 and encodes 269 amino acids. The transcript is spliced from 8 exons. The record is from RefSeq and is a predicted model, not a curated record.